CUACUCGGUGGGGACGGCAAGCUUAUAAGUCACGGCGAUCCUCUUCUUGGGCCAAUAGUCGCAAAACAGUGAGUCCAGUGUCAACCUAAACGCAUCGAUCUCCUUCGAGUACUUCAUGCGCAUCUAUUUCUCACACUCAUUGCACUCACUUACAGCUUCUUAUUUUCUUCUCUACUCUUCUUUCAAAUGCCCGGAUUCUUCGAGCACUACGCUUUGUGUUUAGAGAACAGUGUGAUACAUUGAAAUCGUACGGGAUGACUUAAAACGCGAAGAACGUUAAGCCUUAAAUAAAACUGUGAAGAUCGCAUCAUAGUUUUAUCGAUCUUAUAAGAAAAAACGAAGUAUAACAUAUAAACUGUGACUUUAAAAAAAAACUGUGAAUUUCGCAAACCGCCACACCGAGUUUGGUGCGAUUCGAGCUCCAGAAUACGAGUUAACUCUCGGAUAUUAAAGAGCUUGGACACACAAGUUUCCUUUUUUACUGUCUUACGCCUGAAAACAAGAGAUCCUGGUGAACAACGAGACGUUGGAUAAGCUCAUCAGUUGGCAUUUCUCGAGAAAAAAAGGAUUUUCAUACGAAGUCAAAAAACUUUGAAGUAAUGAGGGGAAAUAAUUACAAGUUGAGCACGGGCCUAUGUGUUCUGGCUGUAUCGAUGCUCAUGCUUGGCUGCUACAAGGUGGACGCGGCACCGCAGCCUAUACCACCGGGAAUGAUGUAUCGAGAAGACUACGGCGCAGAACUGCCUAGCCAGACGCUAGUGGACAGGCUUAAACAGAUAGUGGAGCGCAAGGAGCAAAAAAUUGAGAAAGAAAUAGCAGAACUGGCAGAAGAGCAAAUGGAAAUUCAGGCGCUUAUAGAUGCGAAAGCAAGGAAUCAAAGAGAACAUCAGCAACCACCGGAAUUUUCGGAGGAAGAUACUGAAGCACUUCCUGUACCUGCCGCUAUGUACCAUAGUGGACCUCUGCACUCUGGAAAGCGAACCAGCUACAUGGCACUUUGUCACUUCAAAAUAUGCAACAUGGGUCGAAAACGCCAAAUGUAGACGAUCGGAGCUUGCACCUUAAAACUUGAAGAGCUCUUUUUCCUACAAUUCCUAAGAACGCAAAAAUACAGUUUGUGAAUAGACCAAAGACCGCAACUAGUGCGCAUCAUACAGUUUAACGAAAAAAGAAGAUCUAGAAGAGAGUUAAUAGCAACAAUAGUCUACGAGUCUCACAUGUAUUGCCUCAUUAAAACGCUAUUCUGGUUGCAUAGCUGAUAAAAUCUCCAAUACUAAAAUUCUUGCUUGUAAUAGCUACGAUUUGAACAAAUGUAUCGUGUAUUUCUGAAUUCCAAGCACAUUGGUGCGCAGAUAAAUUUAAAUUCAUAACUUCACUUCGUAGCGUCCAUCUUGAAUCAAAUAAACAAGCUAACGCGUUCGAUAAAAAGUAAGCAAAAUAUUUCUUUAUAUCGAACAAACAAGAGAAUUGAAAGCACAAAGAAGUUGGACAGACUAGAAAUCAAUUUAAUGAAUUCAUACAGGCAGGAGCUAGAGUUAAGUGCAGCAACCUAUCGAUAUUGAAGAUAUAUUUCAAUAUGAAAACGUUGCCUUUCAUGUCAUGACUCAAACAACGAUUAUAGAAUACAUUUUAGUCAAACAAAUUAUUUUUCCUUUUACUAAAAUUGAAACUCUUCAACUUGCGAACAAACUGUCUUUGUUUCUAUAUACAGAUUAUAACUCAAAAGGUAUAUACCUUAUAACGAUACGUUCAUUGCAAUUACGCCAUGAGCGAACUCUUUAAAAAAUUAUACAAAUGCAUCCAAUAAGUAUUAUCAGUGUUUUAAAUAAGUUAUUUAUUUUGAAAAUUCAUUUAUUCAAAGAUAGAUUAUUAGUCAAAUAGAUAACCUUUAUAUAGGUAAAUAACAGAAAAAAAUAAAUAUCUACCAGCUAUUAUGUUAUGAAACAUUGAUUUAUCAGUAAAGACUACCAUGUUGGUGUUGACUUUUAAAAGACUUGGAAAUUUUGAAUGAAGUAUCGCUAGGAAAUUUAUUGCAAGCUUACUUAAUGUUUUGAGUCGUAUAAGAAUUUGUAUUUAUAAUAUAGAAUGUAAAAAAAGGAAGGGUGCAUGGGCCUAAGCACGGGUAAAGACUAAAAUAUAACACUUUAAAAAUCUUCAGUAUUUAAUGUAAAGUUGAUAAAUGAAUGAAAAGUAUAAAAAAUAUGUAACAAGUAUAUAAAUAUUUAUAAAGAAUAUCCGCUUAUAAAACCUAAAUUAUUCAAAACAAUUAACCAAAUAAUUAUUUAUUCAAGAAAGACGCGAGGUCGAGAAAAACGGCCUUAAGACGUUAAUUAUUAAGUACGUAUGAAAGAAUGAGUGAAUGAGGAGAAGGAUGUGAAAGACAAGGGAUAUCAGGUGUGGGAAACUGUUGAAAAAUCUUAGGGAAGUAACAUAACUGAACUAUACGGAGGCCGCCUGCACCUUCGAUAUUGAAUUAUUUAUGGUGAAAAAUUGUGAAUCAGUUUCAGUAAAAAUAAUAUUAACGUUUGAAUCGUUGCGAAGGAUUUAAGCUUAUUUAUUUAUUUAAUUUACUAUACAUUUUGUAAUAUUUUUUUAUUGCAUGUUAUAAAAAACUCUUUUAAAAUAAACUUUUUAACUAUUA
Nasonia vitripennis (jewel wasp) is the source of this 2641-nucleotide messenger RNA. RefSeq lists its product as uncharacterized. Bases 600 to 1043 code for a protein of 147 amino acids. The transcript has 4 exons. The record is from RefSeq and is a predicted model, not a curated record. NCBI's taxonomy places the organism in Eukaryota, Metazoa, Arthropoda, Insecta, Hymenoptera, Pteromalidae.